Molecule: messenger RNA, 3515 nt
Organism: Salvelinus namaycush (lake trout)
Lineage: Eukaryota; Metazoa; Chordata; Actinopteri; Salmoniformes; Salmonidae
Product: retinoid-inducible serine carboxypeptidase-like
Exons: 13
Coding region: 79-1410 (443 amino acids)
Biological process (GO): proteolysis
Molecular function (GO): serine-type carboxypeptidase activity
Source: RefSeq, a predicted model, not a curated record
CAUGUGACUAAAGUCUGACGUGACACAAUAGUGUAAUGAAAAGUGUUGUCAUUGUGAAGUUCUUGUGAACAAGUCGGGAUGAUGGGGUUGACGAAAACAAGCGCUUGCAGCGUUGUGUUGCUACUUGUCGUGGCAAUUGAUACAGGGUUCUCGAAUCCCCUAAAAUCAAAAGAAUCCUGGGGCUAUGUUGACGUCCGCGAGGGGGCACAUAUGUUCUGGUGGCUUUACUAUGCAGACAGCCCGUCCGCCAGCUACUCCCAGCUGCCUCUCAUGAUGUGGCUGCAGGGAGGCCCGGGAGGAUCAGGCUGUGGCUUUGGGAACUUUGAAGAGAUCGGACCCCUGGACAGAGACCUUGAGGCUAGGAAAAACUCCUGGGUUCAGUACUCCAGUGUAUUGUUUGUUGAUAACCCGGUAGGAACAGGCUUCAGCUACACGGACUCAGACGAGGCCUUCGCUACUGACGUGGCGACGGUCGCCUCCGACAUGCUGGUUCUGCUCAAACAGUUCUUCAACAAGGAGGAAGAGUUCCAGAGCGUGCCCUUCUACAUAUUCUCAGAGUCCUAUGGAGGGAAGAUGGCUGCCGCGAUCUCACUGGAACUCACUAAGGCCGUAGAAAAAGGAACCCUAAAAUGUAACUUUGCUGGAGUGGCUCUGGGAGACUCUUGGAUCUCUCCACUGGACUCUGUUAUGACCUGGGGUCCUUAUCUGUACACCAUGUCCCUGCUAGAUGACUACGGCCUGCGGGAGGUGACCAGUGCAGCGGAGGCGGUGAAGCAGGCGGUGGAUCAGGGGCAGUACCUGAAGGCCACAGAGCUCUGGUCUGUCACUGAGAGUGUCGUGGAACAGAACACAAACGGAGUCAACUUCUACAACAUCCUCACCCAGGAACCUGAUGAGAAGAUGUCCUCCGUGGCUGGAGAAGGAUACCUCUCCCUGCUGAUGCGGCACCACAUUAGCCCCCUCCACCGCCAAUCACUGAGCCAGUUGAUGAACGGGCCAAUCAGGAAGAAGCUGGGAAUCAUCCCUCAGAACGUCACCUGGGGAGGUCAGGCUGAGGCAGUGUUCAGCAGCAUGUCAGGUGACUUCAUGAAGCCAGUGGUGGACGUGGUGGAUCAGCUGUUGGAUGCUGGGGUCAACGUCACCGUCUACAACGGUCAGCUCGACCUCAUAGUGGACACCAUGGGCCAGGAGCAAUGGGUGAAGCAGCUGAAGUGGGUGGGGCUCCAGGGCUUCAACCAAAUGAAAUGGACUGCCCUUGAUGACCCCGCCUUCCCGGGUGUGACCGGCGCCUUCUACAAGACCUACAAGAACUUCUCCUUCUACUGGAUCCUCAAGGCUGGUCACAUGAUCCCUUCGGACCAGGGACCCAUGGCACUGCAGAUGCUGAAAAUGAUCACACAGCAGGACUGACACACACUUGCACUUAAUAACACGCACACGCACAGCGCACACGCUAGAGCUGGACGAUAUGGAGACAAACAAAUCCAGAUUGUGAUUCAUUUACUUUUACUUUUUUUUUUGCAAUAUUGUUAAAUCGGCUAUCAGUUAUUUUGGGGGGAGGUGUGCUAAAGCUUGGCAACAUGGACACAAAGUCCUAUUGUGAUAAAACACACAUUUUAUAGUUACAUUUUUGGUUAGUUACUUUACAUUAGCUAAGAGCGUCUUCUGUAAGAUAAGAGCGUCUGCUAAUUGACACAUUUUUAAAUGUAAAUUAGCGUCAGAGCUCUAGACGUGUGUUUCCAGGGCCAGGUAAGACAACUGAGAUGGUAGACUAUGAUUCAAAAAGUAAGAUAUUCCAUCCAACAUAUCCAGGGAAGGCUUGGUUGAUGUGCAACCUGUCAAAAGGAUCCACAAUGAUCACACAUAUUUUUGGCCUCUUCAGAGAAUUGGCUGACAUCUUUGUGCAUAUUGGCCUGUAGACUAUAUGAUUCACCACCUGAGGAAGGGGGACCUCAAAACACUAAGCUAGAUUACUAACUGUAGACAUAUUGUUGCUAGGUAACCAUGUAGGCUAAUUGAUUAAUCGAUCAGUAAAUGUAGACUAAUGUCCUACAGGAACUUCCCAGCUCUAGGCCUAGGCUACUUUAUGUAGGUCUAUUCACUGCAAAUGGCGUGCUCCACGAGAAGGGUGUAAUUGCGGAUCGCUAUUCUGGGGGUUACUGCAUGUGGUCAUUCUUUCAUCUGCAGGAACCCCUCUUUUUAUAGUUCUAUUGGUCCAUUAUUAAGUUAAGACUGUGAUCGGGGGUGUGGGGGUGUGCCAGUUCAGUAGGGGGGCAGUAAUGAACCAUAACGUUAGAUGCCAACCGCCGAUAAACCCCACCUUCGCCCUGCUUUCUUACAGUUCUGUUAACGACGUCGAGGGCAGGUGUUUGGCAGGCGGGAGAGAAGGACACUGUGCUAGCUAGGACUCCGCUACACAAGGCGGGAGGCAGCGGUAACUGGUUGGUUGGUAGCUAGCUAGGACUCCGCUACACAAGGCGGGAGGCAGCGGUAACUGGUUGGUUGGUAGCUAGCUAGGACUCCGCUACACAAGGCGGGAGGCAGCGGUAACUGGUUGGUUGGUAGCUAGGACUCCGGUAGAGUUUGGUUCGCCCCUCAUCAUAAUUUUAUUUCCCUUUUGACCAACAUUUUAAGCUCAUAGAAUAUCAAGUGGCCCACAGGCAUGAAGAUCAAGGCUAACCUACUUCAUGAAGUGAUUUGUUUGACAAUCAGAUGAAAACCAGUCAUGAUGAUGUGUUCAUGCCACAUUUAAAAGGUCAUACAUUUUGACAGUUAAAUGACAUGUCUUUACACAGAGGAGGUCCCAUGAAGAGAAACAAAGUGCCUCCUUAUUGAAAUCAAAUGCCAGUCCAACUGAUUCAUCCUGGCGCCGGCCCUGAGAGACAGGCAGAGACUUUCAUAGCAGGAAACAACAUAAUGCAUAGGCUAUUACUGUUGACCAGAUAAUGGUUCUAGAACAAUCCACAGGGACGUUGUGUAGCAAAAUAACCCAAAAUGUAUGCAAAAUGAUUUGGUACGAGGAAGGCGGUGUCUGUAAUUUUGGGUUUAUCGUCCCAGCUCUAGUACGUACACACACACACACACACACACACACACUCACUCACUCUGACGCCAGCUGGAAUGGCUCUCCGUCAGAUUUAAGGCAAUCAGGAAGAAUCACCAAAUAUAACCGACUGCUCAGUCCAGCAUCAUCCAUACUGUACCAUUAUCCACCACAAAAUCUGCUUCUAUACUGGUGCACUAUAUAGGGAAUAGUGUGCCAGUUCAGACUGUGCACUAUAUAUCAGUGUUCAGCUCGUCUCUUGCAGCAGUAGCUCUGGUCCAGGGUGUUUUCCCCCCCGGCUUCUCUCCUCACUAUUGGAAGACAACGGUGAGAGAGCAGCUGAAAGACACCCUGCACCAGAGCUACUACAGGGGAUACGGACCGGUACUCGAGAUCUGUUGAUUUCACUGACUGAUUUUCUUUGUAAAUUUGAGCAUGAGAACAAUAAUAAAUAAACUUUUUCUAAAUAGUA